Molecule: messenger RNA, 1821 nt
Organism: Aureobasidium musti
Lineage: Eukaryota; Fungi; Ascomycota; Dothideomycetes; Dothideales; Saccotheciaceae
Source: the annotation of a GenBank genome assembly
CCUCCUUUUAAUGAUAUCAAGGGAGCCGGGCCGAAAGGUGAGACUGACAGAAUCGAUGUAAAAGAUGAACGAAGCUCUGGCUCCACUUCACCCAACGACUUGCAUGAAGCGACCUUAUGGGAGAGACAACGCGAUCCUUACCUGGGCAAAUCAGAACGCGAUAUUGUUGUCGAUCUUGAAGGCCUUAUUCAGCAAUAUGAUCUUCAUGACCUCAAGGAAGAGCUCACUCGUGGUGCUCGCUAUGCCUACAAUCGUGAUGAUACUGAUCGACUUGACCCCAACGAGGAUGAAAGACAUUGGAUCGCANAAGAGAAAAGCUCGGCGUUCAAGGAUAAAUGGUCUCAAACGAAGAUGAUGUAUUACGUUGCAGGCAUGGACCAAACUGCAGUGAAUGGAGCUCAACUCUUUUACUUCGAGGACUUUGGUAUUACCAACACAUGGGAGCAGGGUCUGAUCAAUGGUGCUCCUUACCUUUGCUCAGUCCUCAUAGGCUGUUGGACGUCACCCGUUCUGAACAAAUACCUCGGUCGACGUGGCACUAUCUGGAUUUCAUGUUUUGUUUCCGUUGCUUCUGGAGCUUGGCAAGGUGCGACUUUCGGCAAAUGGCAACUCUUCGCCUCAAGAUUCGUUGGUGGUUUCGCUAUUGGUGCCAAAUCUUCAACCACGCCUGCUUAUGCUGCUGAGUGUUCGCCACCUCGGAUCAGAGGCGCAUUGGGAUCUCAAUGGCAGAUGUGGACUGCGUUCGGUAUCAUGUUAGGCCUCAUCGCCUCUGUAGCAUUCUACCCCAUACAAGUUGAUGGCUACCCUGGCCUGAACUGGAGAUUAAUGCUUGCCUCAACAAGUAUCCCUCCAAUCGUCGUCUGCUGCAUGACGACCUUCGCACCCGAGAGUCCCCGUUGGCUCAUGAGCAAAGGUCGUUAUCGCCAGGCUUUCGAGUCCCUCUGCAGACUUCGUCAAUGUCGUUUGCAUGCAGCUCGUGAUCUUUACGAUAUUCACGUCCGUCUGAUGCUUGAACACGAGCUGAAACCAAAGACUGCUUGGGCUAGAGCAACUAAGUUGUUCUCAGUGCCGAGAAACCGUCGUGCUGCACAGUCUGCGUUCUUUGUCAUGUUUAUGCAGCAAUUCUGUGGAGUUAAUGUAUCCGAGCCAAAACUUCUACAUACGUCACGCAUCUGGGCUGACAGAUCUAUUCCAGNNGUUAUCGCAUAUUACAGCUCAGCCAUAUUCAGGGAGGCUGGUUUUGGGGAUCAACAGGCACUUCUUGCUUCUAUGGGCACUGGCAUCAUCAACUGGUGGCUUCUGCUCACCACAUUUCCAUACAUGGCUGCAUGUCUGUUCUUCACUGGGUUCUCGUUCUUCAUCCCUGCAGAGGGUACUGCUCGUAUCGGAUGUGUGGCAACUGGAAUCUAUCUAUUCAUGGUCGGCUAUAGUCCAGGUAUGGGUCCAGUGCCUUUCACUUACUCUGCAGAGUCAUUCGUAAUCCGCGACACCGGUAUGGCAUUUGCGACUGCCACAUGCUGGGGCUUCAACUUCCUUCUCGCAUUGACCUGGCCUCCUCUUCAAGAAGCAUUUACAUCUCAAGGCGCCUUCUGCUGGUAUGCUGCGUGGAACCUCUUCGGCUUUGUGUUCACGUGGUUCUGUCUGCCUGAGACCAAAGCUCGACCGCUUGAGGAGUUGGAUGCUGUUUUCAACAUCAGGACGAGAGACCACUUCAAGUAUUAUCUGAUCAAGACACCUUUGAUUGGGAAAGGCCAUGUGGGCAAUGAUUUGGUGGAUGUAGCUACAGUGCUUGAGGGAAGGGAUAUGAAGGGUCACGUUUAG